AUGGUGGUUCCUGAUCUGCGUAAAGAAUUUGUUGAGGACUAUAUCUGGCCCGCAGUUUUGGCCAAUGCAACAUAUGAAGAUAGAUACUUGCUGGGAACGUCUCUGGCUAGGCCCCUGAUUGCAAAGGCAAUGAUUGAAGUAGCAGUUGCUGAAAAUGCUCACUAUGUUGCUCAUGGGGCCACCGGAAAAGGCAACGAUCAGAUUCGAUUUGAACUUGGGGCUUAUGCCCUCCAUCCUUCCAUUGAGGUCAUAUCCCCCUGGAGGUUGCCAGAGUUCUACAAGAGGUUCCCUGGCCGUAAUGACUUAUUCAAGUAUGCUGAGGAGCAUGGAAUCUCUUUACCUGUGACCCCUAAAACACCCUGGAGUAUGGAUGCUAAUCUAAUGCACAUCAGCUAUGAAUCUGGAGUGCUUGAAGAUCCUGACCAUCAUGCUCCAUCUGGACUUUAUCAGAUGACCACUGAUCCAGAGAAAGCCCCAGACAAAGCAGAGGUCAUUGUUAUUGAGUUCAAGAAAGGGCUUCCUGUAAAGGUGACAAACGAGUCAGAAUCUGUGGUUAAGACAGAAGCCCUGGACAUUUUUACAUACCUCAAUGUCGUUGGGGGCAAACAUGGAGUGGGUAGAGUUGAUCUCGUAGAAAACAGAUUCAUUGGAAUGAAAUCCCGAGGCAUCUAUGAAACUCCAGGAGGUACAAUUCUGCAAGCUGCCCACCUGGACAUUGAAAUCUUUACAAUGGAUAGGGAAAUGAGGAAAAUCAAAAGAAUGCUUGACUUUCAGUUUGGUGAUCAAGUGUAUAAAGGUUUUUGGUUCAGCCCAGAGUGUGAGUACACCAGAUCCUGCAUUGCCAAAAGCCAAGAGCAUGUGGAGGGUGUGGUGACACUGAAGCUGUACAAGGGAGGCGUCUACAUCCUUGGUCGCCGCUCUGAGUUAUCUUUGUAUAACGAGGAAUUGGUCAGCAUGAAUGUACAAGGUGAUUAUGAGCCCUUGGAUGCAGGAGGUUUUAUCAAGAUCAAUGCCCUGAGACUGCGAGAGUAUGCAAGACUUCGCCAGAAACUAGGCCAGUAA
Molecule: messenger RNA, 1062 nt
Organism: Candidula unifasciata
Lineage: Eukaryota; Metazoa; Mollusca; Gastropoda; Stylommatophora; Geomitridae
Source: the annotation of a GenBank genome assembly